This is a messenger RNA of Cyclocybe aegerita, 1530 nucleotides long. Lineage: Eukaryota; Fungi; Basidiomycota; Agaricomycetes; Agaricales; Hemipholiotaceae. The record is from the annotation of a GenBank genome assembly.
AUGUCGGAAAAGGAAACCAGUGGCGAUGUCUCGAUGGUCGAGGAUGUGGACCGUUCAGCUCUAACAAACGACGUGGAUAAAUUGCCCGAGCCUGGAUCUCCUGAGCGAGUGUUGGCUGAGCGCAAGCUGAUUAGGAAACUGGACAUGCGUCUCUUGCCCACUAUCUUCCUGAUCUAUAUCAUGAACUAUAUCGAUCGCAACGGCGUAACCACUGCCCGACUGAAAGGAAUGCAGGAAGACCUAAGAAUCAAUGACGUCCAGUAUGCUACUGUGAUCGCAAUUCUCUUCGCCUCGUAUUGCCCUGCGCAGAUUCCUUCGAAUAUGAUCUUAAAUAAAGUUAGCAGACCCUCGUUCUACAUUGGCGGUUGCACAGUGCUUUGGGGACUUACAAGCGCGUUGACUGGAAUUACGCACAACUUCGCGGGCAUCCUUGCCUGUCGCGUCUUCAUUGGGUUGCCGGAGGCUGCGUUCUAUCCUGGAGCGGUGUACUUGCUCUCAAGAUGGUAUACGAAGAAGGAAUUAGCCCUUCGAUCAGCGAUACUUUAUGCUGGUCUGCUUAUUUCAAACGCAUUUGGAGCUCUCAUGGCAGCUGGUAUUCUGGCCAACAUGGAAGGCAAACGAGGUAUUCGGGCAUGGCGAUGGUUGUUCUUCAUCGAAGGUGCUAUCACAGUUGUCGUUGGGCUUGGUAGCAUGUGGGCCUUACCGGACUAUCCCCACAACACACGCUGGAUGAACACAGCCGAGCUACGACUUGCACAGGCCCGCCUCUCCGAGGACGCAGGUGAGGCCGAUAAGGAUAAUGCGGAGGACUCCCAAUGGCAAGGUCUCAUAUUGGCCGUCAAGGACCCGAAGGUUCUUAUCUUUGCUCUCAUGUCAACAUCGCAACUCCUCGGUUUGAGCUUUGUCAAUUUCUUCCCGACGUUAACACAAACACUUGGAUUCAACACCACCGUUACUCUCCUUUUGGCUGCCCCUCCGUGGAUUCUUUCUUCGGUUAUCUGCUGCUUGAAUGCGUGGCAUGCUGAUAAAGCGGGAGAGCGGUUCUUCCAUAUCGCCGGAUGGUGGUGGGGUGUCAUUUUGGGAUUCGUGAUCGCGCUGUCCACGAUGUCAACAGCUGGCCGAUACGUCUCGUUGUUCCUGAUGGCUUUUGGGUAUGUUGGGUUUGCUAUGACUCUCGUCUGGGUGUCGAACGCAGUUCCUCGGCCACCCGCCAAACGAGCAGCCGCGAUCGGAUUCGUCAACGGAUGCGGAAAUCUAGGCAACUUAAUGGGGUCGUACACAUGGAAGUCUGCAUGGGGUCCCAAGUACCAUCAAUCUAUGGGCAUCUCGUUUGGAGCUCUCGUGAUUAGCACCAUCCUUUCAUUCAUCAUUCGGCAAAUGCUAGUCCAUGAGAACCGUAAACUGGACGCGGACGAGAAGGCUGCAAUGGAAGGCGUGAACCGCACCCGUGUUGAGGAAGCGGCGAGGUUAGAGGGCAUCACAUUCGAAGAGGCGAUGGAGAGGAGGAAAGGGUAUAGGUACCUGUAUUGA